AUGGAAACUACCUAUCACAAAUCCGAACGUCUUGCUCAACACAAUCUCCAAACCCAGCCUACCGGACCGGCGUCGCCAUUCCUCACCCUCCCACUAGAACUCAUCCUCCUCACAACAAGCUACCUCCCCAUCGAAUCAGUGGGAUGCUUAAGUCUAUGCUGUCACUAUCUUUAUAGCCUCAAGACAGAGUAUCACCUCAAGACAAAGUCUCGCGUCACGAUAGAUAACCUGCAGCUUCCCAAAGACGCCUUCCUCCAUAGUAAUGACCGCCUUCCUCCAUCUUCUAGAACGAGACCUAUCCCUCCACAUCGUCUGUCCCACUGCAACAAACUGCACCCCACACCACUCGCCACCUAG
Messenger RNA from Pseudogymnoascus destructans, 357 nucleotides. RefSeq lists its product as uncharacterized. The transcript has a single exon. Gene Ontology annotation, molecular function: protein binding. The record is from RefSeq and is a predicted model, not a curated record. Bases 1 to 357 code for a protein of 118 amino acids. NCBI's taxonomy places the organism in Eukaryota, Fungi, Ascomycota, Leotiomycetes, Thelebolales, Thelebolaceae.